AUGAGACGCACUUUCGAACGCUGGAAACCAGAGCUGAAAAACAUUGCACCGUCUCUCCUAAGGACGCGAGGAGAGCCGUUCGCAGAGUACCGUCCAGACGAAAGCUGUGAGGCUCUGGAAUUAAUGGAGUUGCAUGCAAGUGACGUUGAGCUGGUAGGCAGCACCUUCACAAGUGCCUCAAAUGCGACAGAUGUCAAAGACAAGGCAGGCGAACGCCCAGCGACACUCGCUGUCAUGAUCGAACCGACUAUUGUGUUGUUGCAGGACAGCACGUCAAUGAGAGCAGCGCAAGAGUUCCGUUCGCCUGUAAAGUACGGCCAACAACAAGACGCUGCAGGACGUGCAGAUCCACUGGGACCUCUUCGUGUCAUAUCGAACUGUAGCACUCGUGGUUGCAGUACUAGUGCUGGAGAGGAGAAAGGUGCGGGACUGUCGAACAACAACGAUGUUGAUGCUGGAAGAGUGGCAAAGUUAAUUAGUCGCUACGAACAGGUGACGGCCGAUAACGUAGUGGCCGUCCCGAAUGUACGGCGUACGUUUUCCCAGUCUUUUCGGGGCUCGUCGUCCUCGCGUAAAGCCGAAGACAAGCGAGUGCACGAGGCAGCACUCGUUAGGACCAUGGACGCGGUGGAGAGGAAGAGAGGGCGAUGGAGGAAGAAAUCUCCAGAGUAUCCUCGAAUGCUGCACGACAAUCGAGCGAAGGAAGAACCGGAAUGUGAACCCAGUCCAGAAGCACAACAGCAGACCGAGUCUGACGAGAUCACCAAAGUUCAUGCGCCAACGUCCGUGAGAAUCGAUACGCACGUGACUCAAGCUUCUACCAUCGCUGAUACUUCUGCUGCAAAGGAGGUGCCGAUUUCCACAGAGAACGCAGUCACCUCGAGCGUUGUCUUCCGGAAUCGCCUUCAACCGGACAAGUAUUUGGCAUCACCCGAGGUGACCCGAGACAACGUAACCCGGAAUAAACUGUCAGCGACUAAGAGCCACAAUGAGGACGAAAGCUCUGCUGCUGGUUUCUUACAACCAUCACGACGACCGAACCCGCUGUGUAGGCGAAAGCUGCAGCCACACACUGACGUGGUGUUGGACCAUGUGCUGGACGCACUCCGUCGCAUGGAUUUUGACGCAAUGCCAACGGCAAGUUCGACUCUCGCGAUGAAGACCCUCAAGUCGGCAGCGAGUUGCGCGAGAUGUCUCGAAGUUCCUGCAUGCGCUCUUAUCUACAACGUCAUUGUACGAAUGAGCACCCGAGCCGCCGAUUUAGUUGUGAUGCAGAAUCUUCUAAUGUCGCUAAGCAACUUGGCCAAGUUUCGUCUCUCAAUACAGCACGACGAUGCCCCGCACGUCGGAUGUGUUCAAUCCGAAGCUAGACGCGAGCUGGACAUGCAACUCGCCUCAAUGCUUGGCGAGGUGCUGCUGGUCUUCAGUGACGAAUUGCGACCCAACCAGUCUCAGAGUUGGCACGUCUUCCUAGCAGCUGCCUCUGCGCUGUGGUAUAUCCUACGAUUGCUGCAGUCUGCAAUCAAACCGGACACGCGAGUCGGUCCAUUGUGGAACCAAACCGUGCAGCGACUCAAGUACCUGCGACUUCAGUUGUCCGAUCAACGAGGCUAUCACGCCCAGCUGCAGCAGCAGCAGAAGCAGCACUCAAUUAUGAACCCAAGGACGGCCGGAACUGCGAAUGCGAAAGGAAAUGGUACGCUACUCGAGCAAUACCUGAGUCAAGCAGAAGCAGUCCUGGACCGACUCAUCCAGUUGACACAUGGUUGA
Messenger RNA from Peronospora matthiolae, 1770 nucleotides. NCBI's taxonomy places the organism in Eukaryota, Oomycota, Peronosporomycetes, Peronosporales, Peronosporaceae. The record is from the annotation of a GenBank genome assembly.